Messenger RNA from Amaranthus tricolor (Joseph's coat), 1487 nucleotides. RefSeq names its product bidirectional sugar transporter N3-like. The record is from RefSeq and is a predicted model, not a curated record. The transcript has 6 exons. Lineage: Eukaryota; Viridiplantae; Streptophyta; Magnoliopsida; Caryophyllales; Amaranthaceae. Bases 221 to 1183 code for a protein of 320 amino acids. Gene Ontology annotation, cellular component: membrane. Gene Ontology annotation, molecular function: sugar transmembrane transporter activity. Gene Ontology annotation, biological process: carbohydrate transport.
CAUUCUUCUUUAUUGCUCAUAUCACUAAUUAAACUACAAUAAUCCUCUUUUCUUCAACUCUUAGCUUGCUUUCUCUCUUAAUUACCUUCUCUUAUUAAUCCCCACUAAUUAUAAUUAUUGGGUAAUUAGAGAGUUUAUUAAGAGCUUUAAUUAACCAAGUUUAAGAUUUUUUGAUCAUUUAAAGCCAACAAAAACAAAGAAGAUCAAUUAUAAAGCCACUAUGAUUACUAUUCACCACCCUUGGGUUUUUGCCUUUGGCUUAUUAGGAAACAUAAUCUCUUUCAUGGUAUUCCUUGCACCACUGCCAACAUUUAUAAGGGUGUACAAGAAAAAAUCAACAGAAGGAUUCCAAUCAAUUCCAUAUGUAGUGGCAAUAUUCAGUGCCAUGUUAUGGAUCUACUAUGCUUUACUCAAAGGAAAUUCUAUGCUUCUAAUCACUAUCAAUGUUGCUGGAGUCAUUAUUGAGACCAUUUACGUUGCUAUAUUCAUUACCUAUGCUACAAGGCAAGCCAGGAUUUCAACUCUCAAGCUACUUCUAUUCUUGAAUUUUGGAGGGUUUUGUUCGAUUGUUCUAUUUUGCCAUUACUUGGUGAAAGGGGAAGUUCGACUUCAAGUGUAUGGGUGGAUAUGUGUCGCCUUCUCUAUUAGCGUUUUUGCAGCCCCCUUGAGUGUGAUGAGAACGGUGAUACGAACAAAAAGCGUGGAGUACUUGCCUUUCAACUUAUCCGUUUGUCUAACAUUAACAGCUACCAUUUGGUUCUUAUACGGAUUCGUCCAGAAAGAUCUCUAUAUCACUCUACCAAAUGUAGUGGGGUUUCUGUUUGGGGUGGCACAAAUGGUAUUGUAUGCAAUCUACAGAAAACAUGACAAAGCAACAGAAAAACAGAAGUUACCAGAAGUUGUAAGUCCAGUUAAACAGAAACAAGAAAUUGAUAUACCCUCAAUUAAUGCACUUCCUAACAAUACUGAGGAUGAGGAUAUUAUUCUUCCACAUGAACAUCCUCAAAAAAUUGAGGUUCUAAUUGCUACAAAAGAUUUUGAUGAAGAACACCCAAAUAUGGCCCAUCAAGAUAACUUAUAUGGGCCUCCUCAAGGUCCAUCUACCUGCAAUGUGGAUGCUGAGAAGGUUAUUGGUGGGCCCCCUGGCCCAUCAUCUGUACAAUUGGUUCAGUGUGCCGUUUGAGUAAGGGAAAAUUGAUCAAGUACCUAAAAGUUUUGGAAUUUGGAUUUUGUUUAAUUAUCUUAAUUAAUUAUCCUUUUGCUAAUUAAUCCCUUUAUAAUAAGUUAAGCAAGGGUAAUUAAUUAAAAAUUAAUGUAAAUUUUAAAGGGGGUUUUUGAUAUGGUCCACUUUUAGAGGAUGAUUUCUCUUUGUACAUUUUGUUCCUCUAAAAGUUGUUCCCAAAAGGCUCCUUUCAUUAGUAAUUAUUAUUGAGUAUGUAUGUAUGUGUCUUUUCCCUCAAUUAAUUGAGAUUUGGCUUUUUUCUAAA